AUCUUGUCGGGAGAAGGCGUGUCAGUCCCCCCCGGAUCCCUCAGCGCCCCUUUGUCCUCGCUCGGUGCCCAGGCUGCGACACUCAUGGCGGCCGUACCCGUCAGGCAGCGUUGCGGCUCGGUGAGCCCCCGGACGCAGCUCCCGCCCUGUUACUACGAAGGCUACCUGGAGAAGCGGGGACCGAAAGAGAAGGCAUCCAGGCGGCUGUGGACCUGUCUGUGUGGCAACUCCUUAUAUUUCUUCAAUAAUGCCAAGGAUAUUCAUUAUGUGGAGAAGCUGGACCUCGGUGGGUUUGUGUCCCUGAAGGAUGACAGCAGCCGGGACAAAAACCUGGAGGCAGCACGGCUCAUCCUCCGCAUGAAGGAUGGAGAGACCAAACUCACGGCGCCCAAUUUAGAGUCCCGAGAGCUCUGGAAGGGUUUCCUUUACUCUGUUACAGACUUAAACGUGCCGUCGUGUCUGACAUUGCUUCCGGGACAACUGCAAAUGUUAAAGGAGGUGGUGGACAAAGAAAGGUCCAGAAGGAGAUCCCGCAAUCCAGGCCGAGCUCCUCCUUCACCCCUCUCCGUUCCUUUAGUGGGGGAGAUCCCACCGUGUUUUCGUCCAGUGUCGCGCACUGAGGCCGAAGUCCUGCUGGAGAGACACCCGGACUGUGGCAACAUGUUGCUCCGUCCAGGCAGAGACGGGUGCUCGCUGGCCGUCACCACUCGACAGGAUCUUAACGGGUCAGUGUUCAGACAUUACAGAGUCACUCAGCGGGACCAAGGUGGUUACGUGAUUGAUGUGGAAAAUCCUAUUCCCUGUGCUACRCUACAUGAGGUCAUUGAUGCCUUGGUGGAGAGAACAGCAGGCACUCUGCAGCCUUUCCUGUURGAGGAGCCGUAUGAGGAAAACAUCACAUACGUUUCUGCUAAUGAUGAAAAUGGGGAGCGGAUUCUUCACACUGCCCCGACCAGCCCCCUCCCGAAGGCCCCCGCUCUGCCUCCAAAACAAGAUCGUUGGUGCAGUAGCCCUCUGUCCAGGUCUCCCGUCUCGGACCGUCGCAGCCGGACCGCCUCGCCCGUGCCGGCCUCGCCCACCAACCCCAUGAAGCGUCUCGUCCUGUCUCCUUCGCCUCUCUCACAGACGCUCAAUGAGGAACUGAAAAAGACACUGGAGAAAAGGCGAACCAGCCAGGAGUGACGWCGGGGCGAACCUUCCCGUUAGAACACCCUCAGUCUCUGGUGUUCAGCUUCUGUGCCUUCUCGGCUGGAAAACGAGUCAAAACCACCACUUUGUCUUACAGGGAGGGGAAAAGUGUUGUGUGCCAAUGAUGAACUUGAUGUGGCUAAACGGACACUGAUGCCUUGGUGGAGAAAUGACCUACUUGUGCUCUGUCCACUUGCACAACGAAACCCAGUCACUGAGAAUCAGUACAGCUGAACACGUGACAGACUACAAACUGAACCCAAUGUUUUCCUGUCUGAGCCCAACUCUAUAGGUGCUGACCUGCUGACCUCUCUGCUACAACACUGGAAACUAAAUGAUCUAGUACACCAGAGCAACAAGCUGCUGUCUGUGAUAGUCUGUGAAAGUGAAACGGACAAGCUCAGAAUUUCCUUUCUUUUAUCCCAYUACAAAACUGAGAGAGGAAAUACUGGAUGAGCUGGACAGAAACUGAAAACCGCACAAUGUUCGCCUACUGCCCUGAGAGCCACAGUUUACGUGACUGAUAAACAACCGUCAACACGUUGUYGGCUCGACGACUGACAGCUCUACUGUAACUGUAUGCAUAUUUUACCUGGUUUCGUGCUCUCUAAUGUUGUAAAUGUGUUUUGCGGUGCUAAGACUUUCCAUUGUUCUCUACGCAGGAGGAUUAGGGUCACAAGGCAAAAAAAGAAUCCUGAGUUCUGAUUUUAAUCUCAGAAUUCUGAAUUUUUUCUCAGAAUUGGAAAAAAAAAAUCAGAAUUCAGAGAAAAUAUCUCUUCCUGAGUUUUGACUUUAAUGCCAGAAUCCUGAGAAAAUAGUCAGAUUUAUUUAUUAUUGUUAUUUUUUUGCUCUGUGGCCCUAAUCUUCUACUGUAGCUCUUAGACAGAAAGAAAGAAAGAAAGAAAGAAAGAAAGAAAGAAAGAANGAAAGAAAGAAAGAAAGAAAGAAAGAAAGAAAGAAAGAAAGAAAGAAAGAAAGAAAGAAAGAAAGAAAGAAAGAAAGAAAGAAAGAAAGAAAUCUUCCAUCUGUGAGGGCGCCCUCUAGUGGAAAAGUUGUAAAUGGCAACAACAGAAGUUUCAUCAGCACACUGAGAAAGAACAAGUGCCUGAUGGUUUUUUUAAUGUUGCAAAGUGAACCUGACUUUUUGACAGUGUUAUACCUUGUAUCUUUACUUUAUUUACCUGAAUUCAGACCUGAAGGUGCUCAAACUCAUAUCUGACAGUUCUGUCUCCUGCUCUGGUAGGCUAUCAAACUGUGAACAACUGACUCACGUGUGUCUUUUUUUUCUCCCACAAUGAACAGUUUACAGAAUGUUUGUAUAUAAUAUGUUGUCUUCUUGGUUACCUCCAAAAGUAUAUGUUUGAUAAAUAUUGAAGGCAUUAAAUUGUUUUGCAUGGUUUGUUGUGUGUUAAUUGUGAACUGGUGACUUCUUAUUCUAAAAAUUAAAAGAAACAUUUAUUUAUAA
Molecule: messenger RNA, 2653 nt
Organism: Austrofundulus limnaeus
Lineage: Eukaryota; Metazoa; Chordata; Actinopteri; Cyprinodontiformes; Rivulidae
Gene: stap2a
Product: signal transducing adaptor family member 2a
Exons: 11
Coding region: 85-1182 (365 amino acids)
Molecular function (GO): signaling adaptor activity
Source: RefSeq, a predicted model, not a curated record